Messenger RNA from Micropterus dolomieu (smallmouth bass), 1595 nucleotides. It is a transcript of the gene slc52a3-2a, whose product is annotated as riboflavin transporter 2. Gene Ontology annotation, biological process: riboflavin transport. The transcript is spliced from 4 exons. The coding region runs from base 158 to 1504 and encodes 448 amino acids. NCBI's taxonomy places the organism in Eukaryota, Metazoa, Chordata, Actinopteri, Centrarchiformes, Centrarchidae. Gene Ontology annotation, molecular function: riboflavin transmembrane transporter activity. The record is from RefSeq and is a predicted model, not a curated record. Gene Ontology annotation, cellular component: plasma membrane.
UGUUAUGGUUGGCUAAAUGCUCUCACACCCACUUGCCCCAAGGAGGGUUUAAUCCCUUGACGCACACAUCACAGUUUACUGCACAGGACUUUGGCUUCUUUCUCUCUGCAGAAAACUCCAAGCUCUCCAGCAAACAGCAUAGAAACACUCCUCCAACAUGUCCCUUCUCACCCACCUGCUGGCAUGUCUGUUCGGGAUGGGCUCCUGGGUCUCCAUCAACGGCCUGUGGGUGGAGCUGCCCCUCAUUGUCCCUCAGAUCCCAGAGGGUUGGUACCUGCCGUCUUACCUCUCUGUCCUCAUCCAGAUGGCCAACGUUGGGCCUCUCUUCGUCACUCUGAUGCAUCGCUUCUGGCCCGGCGCCCUGAAAGAGACGGCUGUCAUAUAUUUGAUCAUCAGCCUGGGUACUGUGGCGAGCUUCCUGCUGGGUUUCUUCUGGAAGGAGACUGUUGUUGUAGCUGCUGCUCCUCGCAGUGUAGCCCUCCUCGUCUUAACCUUCUUUCUCUCUGUUGUUGACUGCACUUCCUCUGUCACCUUCCUGCCCUUCAUGAUGCGCCUCAAGCCCCAGUAUCUGACCACCUACUACAUCGGGGAGGGUGUGAGCGGCCUGCUGCCUGCUCUAGUGGCUUUGAUACAGGGUGUUGGUGUGGUCCACUGUAUUAACAGUACACAGUCACUUAACCACACCCUGAACAUCUCCAACAGUGUUUUGACCUUUGACCUCCAGGCCCAGUAUCAGCCAGCCAACUUCUCAGCUGAGGUGUUUUUCUUCUUCCUCAGUGCCAUGAUGCUAGUGUGCCUGGUGGCGUUCCUGCUGCUGAACUACCACCCAUCUGUGGCCAGGGAACAUCCCAACGGUCGAUACAACAACAGGGUGAAAGAGGAAUCUCAGAAAAACAGGAAGUGGGCCGAGCAAAAGCCCAUGAUGGAUCCAUAUAGACCCGCAAACCAGAAGCCCAGAAGCAGCUUUGGCACUGGCUCUUACAGCUGGAUGCAGGUGUUUUAUAUCUUUGUGAUCCUGGCCUGGGCGAAUGCACUGACCAAUGUGGUGCUUCCCUCGGUGCAAUCCUACUCAUGCCUGCCGUACGGGAACAACGCCUAUCACUUAUCAGCCACCUUGGCUUCUGUGUCUAACCCUCUCGCCUGCUUCAUCGCCAUGUUCUUCCCUUUAAGAUCUCUGCUGCUGAUGGGAGCUCUCACAGUAGUAGGCAGUGGAGUCGGAGCUUAUAUAAUGAGCAUGGCAGUGCUGAGUCCAUGUCCACUGCUGGUUUAUGAAACUUCAGGUGGUGUCAUCAUGGUGUUGGCCUGGAUCCUCUUUGUUCUCACUCUGUCCUACGUGAAGGUGAUCAUCGGGGUGAUCCUGCGUGACGAGGGCCACAGCGCUCUCGUGUGGUGUGGAGCUGUAGUGCAGUUGGGCUCUCUGCUGGGAGCUGUGACCAUGUUCCCAGUGAUCAGUGUGUACAGCUAUUUUUCCUCAGGGGACCCAUGCAACACAAACUGUCCCUGAAUAAAAACAUCACGCAGAAGAGACUGGAGGAAGCAAAGGCGCAAAAGGUUUCAAAUCUUUUUUUACAUAGAUAUUCAAUAGAGAAGUUAAU